CUCCGGCGCGCUCCUCGGGGCACCUUGGCGCCUAACUUUGUAUGAUCAUCGGUAACCUUCUGUUACCGGGGCUUAGGCUACUUCUGUGAUAUUCGUUGGUUCUAGGAUAAUUUGCCGAAGGGGUCUCUUAACGCCUUGGGUACUUCCCAUAAAUAAUUCACGAAAUCCUCUUAGGUGGGUGUUACCUUUACUUUGAGUUUCUAAAGCAAUCUAAGGACAACAGAAAGGAGUAAGGAUGACCUGAAGCUGUCCGUCUUUGUUCUCGGCCAGAAACAGUCGUAUCUGAAAUGAGUAGCCAGGUGGCCAUCUUUGUUUCUGGCAAUGAGGGUCGGAGAGCUGAAGCCGAUAGCGGCCAUGAUUAGUGCUGGCACAAUAGUCACGGCCUCGGGCGCUGUUAAUUUAACGUCGGGGCCCUUCUUGCUGAUCCCAUCCAAUCCAGUUUUAAAGCAGCGGUUCCAGGGUUCUCCGGGCCUCCCUCGGACCCGCACCCCGAAGCUGGCGAGGCCGAAAGCGAGGAUACAGAGAAGACCCGGAAGUGGUGAGGACCUCGAAGCACGUGAUGGGGGAACCGGCUGGCGCUGUCACGUGACCAGCCACCCUCGAUUCCUUAGUGUGGAAUGUUCAGCGGCUCUUAAAGACCCUCCCCGUCCCGUCGGAGCCAACUCUGAACUUUCGCUGACUCUGGACCCCUGGGGGAACCUGACCCUGAUGCCAUGGGAGGCUGUGCAGGCUCUCGGCGGCGCCUCUCGGAUUCCGAGGAAGAGACGACCGCCCGGGCGCCGCGGCCCCCGCCGGCCCCGCGGGGCGCCCACUGGAGGAACGCGCUGGGCUUCUGGCUCCUGGGCCUUUGCAACAACUUUUCUUAUGUGGUGAUGCUCAGUGCUGCUCAUGACAUCCUUAGCCACAAGAGGGCAUCUGGGAACCAAAGCCAUGUAGACCCAGACCCAGUCCCCACCCCCCACAAUAACUCAUCUCGAUUUGACUGCAACUCCGUCUCCACAGCUGCAGUGCUCCUGGCAGACAUCCUCCCCACUCUCGUCAUCAAAUUGCUGGCUCCCCUUGGCCUUCACCUGCUGCCCUACAGCCCCCGGGUCCUUGUCAGUGGGCUUUGUGCUGCUGGAAGCUUCAUCCUGGUUGCCUUUUCUCAGUCGGUGGCGAUCAGUCUGUGUGGUGUGGUCUUGGCUAGCAUCUCAUCAGGCCUGGGGGAGGUCACCUUCCUCUCCCUCACUGCCUUCUACCCCAGGGCUGUGAUCUCCUGGUGGUCCUCAGGUACUGGGGGAGCAGGGCUGCUGGGGGCGUUGUCCUACAUGGGCCUCACCCAGGUUGGCCUCUCCCCCCAGCACACCCUGCUGUCCAUGCUGGGCAUCCCCGCCUUGCUGCUGGCCAGCUACUUCUUUUUGCUCACAUCGCUGGAGCCCCAGGACCCUGGAGGGGCGGAAGAGGCAGAGAGAGCAGCUCGGCAACCCCUGAUGAGCACCGAGGCCCCAGAAUCAAAGCCAGACUCCAGCUCAAGCCUCUCCCUUCAGGAGAAGUGGACUGUGUUCAAGGGCCUGCAGUGGUACAUUGUCCCCUUGGUCCUGGUUUACUUCGCCGAGUAUUUCAUCAAUCAGGGACUUUUUGAGCUCCUCUUCUUCCGGAACACGUCCCUGAGCCACGCUCAGCAGUACCGCUGGUACCAGAUGCUGUACCAGGCCGGCGUCUUUGCCUCCCGCUCUUCUCUUCAGUGCUGUCGCAUCCGCUCCACGUGGGCCCUGGCCCUGCUGCAGUGCUUCAACCUGGCCUUCUUGCUGGUGGACGUGUGGUUGAGCUUCCUGCCGAGCAUCUACCUCGUCUUCCUGAUCAUUGUGUAUGAGGGGCUCCUGGGGGGUGCUGCCUACGUGAACACCUUCCACAACAUUGCCCUGGAGACCAGUGAUGAGCACCGGGAAUUUGCCAUGGCAACCGCCUGUAUGUCUGACACCCUGGGGAUCUCCCUGUCGGGGCUCCUGGCCCUGCCUCUGCACGACUUCUUCUGCCACCUCUCCUGACACUGGGCUCCUUGGGACACAAGAUGCACUGGCAGAUGGGCAGGUUAGACCCCGGCCCACAGCCCAGGGCCCACCCACGAGCUCUGCCCUGGACUUCCCUGCAUGGCUGGGCUGCAGAAAAGCGCCCAGGUCCCGUUUCCCUCUGAGCAAGGGGCAGCAGCUUUCUCCCCUCCACACUGAUCUUGGGGACUCUCUUCCUGGCAUUGUGCCCUCGGAAUAAAUGUCUAUAUUAUCGAUUGA
Messenger RNA from Miniopterus natalensis, 2267 nucleotides. Lineage: Eukaryota; Metazoa; Chordata; Mammalia; Chiroptera; Miniopteridae. The record is from RefSeq and is a predicted model, not a curated record.